Molecule: messenger RNA, 1642 nt
Organism: Poeciliopsis prolifica (blackstripe livebearer)
Lineage: Eukaryota; Metazoa; Chordata; Actinopteri; Cyprinodontiformes; Poeciliidae
Gene: syt1b
Product: synaptotagmin Ib
Exons: 10
Coding region: 279-1511 (410 amino acids)
Biological process (GO): calcium ion-regulated exocytosis of neurotransmitter; synaptic vesicle endocytosis; regulation of calcium ion-dependent exocytosis
Cellular component (GO): dense core granule; synaptic vesicle membrane; axon
Molecular function (GO): clathrin binding; calcium ion binding; phosphatidylserine binding
Source: RefSeq, a predicted model, not a curated record
AAGACUAGUACGAUGUAGAACUCCAGGGCAGCGAACUGAUCCACACAUCAGAACAUUUCUUUUUGCUUCUCUGAGUUCUUCAACUUCCCUCAACCUCUUCAAAUAUUGAAGGAACAGAAAAAUCUGAAAUUUGGACAUCUUUUACCACAGGAGUCAAGUUUUGGCAGCACUUAUUGCACUGGCGUGACCUUGGCACAUGACUCUGACCUCUGGCAGCUGAGCGUGGAACAGCGGAGAUCCACACGUGUGAAGUCCCUGAUCUGUCACUGCGACCGAUAAUGAAUCGACAAGCUGCACCAAGUACCUCAUUCAGCCCCACUAAGAUCCCAAAUGCAGCAACUACACCGGGCAAAAACCAAACUGGAAGCCACGGUGCCAAUAAAUUCAUGAAUGAGCUGCGGAGCAUCCACAAGCCAUCCUGGGCUGCAGCUGCCCUUUGCAUCGUCAGUUUGUGCAUGGUGCUGUCAUGUGUUCUUUGCAUCUGGAAAAAAUGCUUUACAAAGAAGGACAAGGACAAAGAAAAGGACAAGAAGAAAGGAAAAGAGAAAAUCAAGGGAGGUUUUGACACUGAAAUGGAUGGCGGUCACAAUGAGCCCACAAGAGAUGAAACAGUCAAAGAAACAGAGAUUUCAAAACAUGAGCGCAAGGAACUCAUGCCCGAGGAGAAGCUCGGCCGACUUCACUUCACAUUAGACUACAACUUCACCGAAAAUUCGCUAGUGGUCGGCCUCCUGGAGGCAUCAGAGCUUCCUGCAAUGGAUGUGGGAGGCAGCUCUGACCCUUAUGUUAAACUCUACCUGCUCCCAGACAAGAAGAAAAAGUUUGAAACUAAGGUCCACAGGAAGACGCUGGAACCACAUUUCAAUGAAACCUUCACAUUUAAGGUACCAUAUACGGACUUGGGCGGAAAAACCCUUGUGAUGACUGUGUAUGACUUCGACCGAUUCUCAAAGCACGACGCAAUUGGGGCAAUAAAGAUACCGAUGAGCAGUAUAGACUUCAGCCAGUCUCUGCAGGAGUGGAGAGAUCUGCAGAAGGCUGAGAAGGAAGAGAGCGAGCGGCUUGGAGACAUAUGUUUGUCCUUGAGGUUUGUUCCAACUGCAGGGAAACUGACUGUGGUUGUCCUCGAGGCCAAGAACCUGAAAAAAAUGGAUGUGGGUGGAUUAUCAGACCCAUAUGUGAAGAUCCACUUAAUGCAGAAUGGCAAACGACUGAAGAAAAAGAAAACUACUAUAAAGAAAAACACUUUGAACCCUUAUUACAAUGAGUCAUUCAGCUUUGAAGUGCCAUUCGAACAAAUAGAGAAGGUGCAAAUAGCAGUGACUGUGCUGGACUAUGAUAAGAUUGGGAAGAACGAUGCCAUUGGAAAAUUGCUUCUGGGCGGUAACAGCACUGGGACUGAACUGUGCCACUGGUCAGACAUGCUGGCCAACCCACGUCGCCCAAUAGCCCAGUGGCACAGCCUUAAAUCAGAGGAUGAAGUCAACUCAUUACUUUCCAACAAGAAAUAAACCAGUAUGCAGGAAAAUCAACGAUUCAUUUUAGGCUUAUUUACCAUCCUUCCUUUUAUUUAUCUUCCCAACUAUACUAACCAUGUAAAUAUUUUUGUUUAAACAUAUAUGUUAAAAUAAUUGAUUGUAAG